AUGAAUAUUUUAUCAAAAUAUGAUAUUAAAUAUUAUGAAGAUCUGUUAUCUUCUAUUGAUCUGAAACAAAGAAACAAGGAUUUCACACCAUUUAAAGUAGAUUAUAAGUAUCCAAUACAGAAUACAAUUAGAUAUUGUAUUGCCAAAGAUAACAUUGAUUUAUUGGAUUUCAUCAAUUACUAUCUCAAUGAUAAUACUGUUUUGGAAGAAGCAAUCAAGCAAAAAAAUAAAGAAAUUUCUAAGAGAUAUGUUAGCGAAUUCACAAAAAGUGAUGCUGACAAAACAUUAUGCCUUAACCAAGCAGUAUUAUCAAACUUAAUUGAGAUAUUUAUAGAACUAUUACAGACAGUUGAUACAGUACCUUUUAAUACAUUGGUCCUUGCAAUUAGACUUCGAAGAGUUGAGAUGGUCAAAAUAAUCUCGCAACAUAAGCAUAAUAUAAUUCCUGGAAAUAUAUUACCAUUUACUAAUCCAUUGUUAUUCGAAAUCAUAUAUUACUACAAUGAAGAAAUUGUAGAAAUAUUGAAAAAUGAAAUCACAGAUUUUAAUAUAAAAAGUAAUACAGAUAGUGUAUUACAAUGA
This is a messenger RNA of Trichomonas vaginalis G3, 582 nucleotides long. RefSeq names its product Ankyrin repeat family. NCBI's taxonomy places the organism in Eukaryota, Parabasalia, Trichomonadida, Trichomonadidae. The transcript has a single exon. The record is from RefSeq and is a predicted model, not a curated record. The coding region runs from base 1 to 582 and encodes 193 amino acids.